Schistosoma haematobium is the source of this 1120-nucleotide messenger RNA. RefSeq names its product Ribonuclease H1 (gene RNASEH1). Gene Ontology annotation, molecular function: nucleic acid binding. Lineage: Eukaryota; Metazoa; Platyhelminthes; Trematoda; Strigeidida; Schistosomatidae. The coding region runs from base 181 to 612 and encodes 143 amino acids. The transcript is spliced from 7 exons. The record is from RefSeq and is a predicted model, not a curated record.
GUCAAGUAGCUAGACAGCCGUCCAUUUGACACUACCAAAGAUUCUGAGUUAUACUGAAACAAUAAGGAAUGAAUUCAAAGGAAUCGAUCGGCUUAUUCGAGCCUCCCACAAGGAUAUUGGAUAUUGAAAAGACCUUCUUACCAUUUGAACCAUUUAGGUUGUUUUAGGCGCUCGAGGCGUAUGCGACCUGUAAAAUGCCUUUUUACGGUGUUCGAGUCGGUCGUGGCAUCGGCGUCUUCUCGAGUUGUAAUUGGGUCUGAGUGCAAAGACCUUGUAAAGGGCUACUCUGGAGCUUGCUUUAAGAAAUUUACUUCCUACGAUGAAGCUAUAAAGUUUAUUGAAGGUGGACAUGAGGUCGGAACCGUACUCUCGAAAAAGCGAAGGAUUGGAAGCAUGAAUGACGACCUGGAUGGUCGAGAUCGAUUACCGAGCAAGCUAUCUCCUGAAGAGCAUUACAUCAGUAGCAACCAUGUUCCAAGCACUCUGACAUUUUAUCAUGAUGCAUCAUGCCCGCGACGUGUGAUGGUCUAUACUGAUGGUUCAUGUAACGGUGCACAUGAUGAUCGUCGUGCUGGUUAUGGUGUUUACUGGGGGCCCAAUCAUCCAUGGUAAGCAUCGAAUUGGCUCUUAUCAUUCCAAGGAAUGUCUCUGAGCGGUUGGAAGGAGAGCAAACAAAUAAUAGAGCAGAAAUUGAGGCGGUGAUAUGUGCAAUUAAACAGGCACACAUUGGUGGUAUUACUCAUUUGGGAAUAGUUACUGAUAGUAAAUUCGCUCAAAACUGUGCAACAGAAUGGGGUCAACGAUGGGCGCGAAAUGCUUGGAAAUUAGCCAAUGGUGAAGAUGCUAAAUUAAAAGAACCAGUUAAACGAUUACUUGGAGUUAUCGCUGAAUCAGGAAUUGAAAUAAUUUGGUACCAUGUUCGUGGUCAUCAAGGUGUACACGGUAAUGAAGAAGCAGAUUUGUUGGCUAAUAUUGGUUCUAGUAAACCAUUACCAAAGAAAUAAACAAACGAGCAAACGCGCACGAGAGAAAUCGUUCAAUCUUUUGUUGUAAAUAGUGAAAAAGAAGGGAAAUCUAUUCAUGUUUAAUAAAUCUAUGCAUAAAUCAUAUGCCACACUAA